GUGUAUCAUUAUAUUGUUGCUGCUAUCUUCUUUUAAAUAUACUUGAAACAGAAUUUGGACCAAUUUGUUGAGAACAGAUACUUCCUAAACAUGAUGCACUUCAAAAGUGGACUUGAAUUAACUGAGCUGCAAAACAUGACUGUGCCGGAGGAUGAUAAUGUUAGCAAUGAUUCCAAUGAUUUCACUGAAGUGGAAAAUGGCCAAAUAAACAGCAAGUUUAUUUCUGAUCGUGAAAGUAGAAGAAGUCUCACAAACAGCCAUUUGGAAAAAAAGAAAUGUGAUGAAUAUAUUCCAGGAACAACCUCCCUAGGCAUGUCUGUUUUUAACCUAAGCAACGCCAUUAUGGGCAGUGGCAUUUUGGGACUCGCCUUUGCCCUGGCAAACACAGGGAUCCUACUUUUCUUGAUACUUUUGACUUCAGUGACAUUGCUGUCUAUAUAUUCAAUAAAUCUUCUCUUGAUCUGUUCAAAGGAGACAGGCUGCAUGGUUUAUGAAAAGCUGGGGGAACAAGUCUUUGGCACUACAGGAAAGCUGGUAAUCUUUGGAGCCACAUCUCUACAGAACACUGGAGCAAUGCUGAGCUACCUCUUCAUAGUAAAAAAUGAACUGCCCUCAGCCAUAAAGUUUCUAAUGGGAAAAGAAGAGUCAUUUUCAGCCUGGUAUGUGGAUGGCCGUAUUCUGGUGGUAAUUGUUACGUUUGGCAUAAUUCUCCCUCUGUGUCUCUUGAAGAAUUUAGGAUAUCUUGGCUACACUAGUGGAUUUUCGUUGAGUUGUAUGGUUUUUUUCCUAAUAGUGGUUAUCUAUAAGAAAUUUCAAAUUCCUUGUGUUGUUCAAGAGCUACAUUCCAACUCAUCAGCCAGUGUUAAUUCAACAAAUGCUGACAUGUGUACUCCAAAAUAUGUUACCUUCAAUUCAAAAACCGUUUAUGCUUUACCAACAAUUGCAUUUGCGUUUGUCUGCCACCCAUCUGUCCUGCCAAUUUACAGCGAGCUGAAAGAUCGAUCACAGAAAAAAAUGCAGAUGGUUUCAAAUAUCUCUUUUUUCGCCAUGUUUGUUAUGUACUUCUUGACUGCCAUUUUUGGCUACUUGACAUUCUAUGACAAUGUGCAUUCCGACCUACUUCACAAGUACCAGAGUAAAGACGAUAUCCUCAUCCUGACCGUGCGGCUGGCUGUCAUUGUCGCUGUCAUCCUCACUGUGCCGGUGUUGUUUUUCACGGUCCGUUCAUCUUUAUUUGAACUGGCUAAGAAAACAAAGUUCAAUUUAUGUCGUCAUAUCGUGGUUACAUUCAUCCUCUUGAUUAUUAUCAACCUGCUGGUGAUCUUCAUACCAUCCAUGAAGGAUAUUUUUGGAGUCGUAGGAGUAACAUCAGCUAAUAUGCUUAUUUUCAUUCUCCCUUCAUCUCUUUACUUAAAAAUUACAAACCAGGAUGAAGAUAAAGGAACUCAAAGAAUUUGGGCUGCCCUUUUCUUGGGCCUGGGCGUCUUGUUUUCCCUGGUCAGCAUUCCUUUGGUCAUCUAUGACUGGGCCUGCUCCUCCAGUAGUGGUGAAGGCCACUGA
This is a messenger RNA of Elephantulus edwardii (Cape elephant shrew), 1560 nucleotides long. It is a transcript of the gene SLC38A1, whose product is annotated as solute carrier family 38, member 1. Bases 91 to 1560 code for a protein of 489 amino acids. The transcript has 15 exons. Gene Ontology annotation, biological process: amino acid transmembrane transport; L-glutamine transport. NCBI's taxonomy places the organism in Eukaryota, Metazoa, Chordata, Mammalia, Macroscelidea, Macroscelididae. Gene Ontology annotation, molecular function: L-glutamine transmembrane transporter activity. The record is from RefSeq and is a predicted model, not a curated record.